Alosa alosa (allis shad) is the source of this 1744-nucleotide messenger RNA. RefSeq names its product NACHT, LRR and PYD domains-containing protein 1 homolog. Lineage: Eukaryota; Metazoa; Chordata; Actinopteri; Clupeiformes; Clupeidae. The record is from RefSeq and is a predicted model, not a curated record. Gene Ontology annotation, biological process: regulation of apoptotic process. The coding region runs from base 4 to 1296 and encodes 430 amino acids. The transcript is spliced from 3 exons.
CUGAUGGAACCCUCUGUUUCCAUGGAGACAGGAGUCCCAGUGUAUAAACACAGCUCUCCACCAGGAAGUUUUGAGUGCACAGUAUCUGGUUUGCGCUGGGUGUGUGCUGUUGAAGUCUCUCUACAGUAUCACUUUAGUGACCCCCAUGUAUUUGGAGCAGAGCUUGCCAUGUUGCAGUAUGAGCCAAUUGGUCCCUUGAUGGACAUCAAAGUGCUCUCAGGUGAACUGUUGGAGGCUCAUCUGCCCCAUUUUGCCUGUCUGGAAGGUUCCGAUUCCUCUCUUAGAGAGGCUGUGAGAGUUCUGCACGGAGUUGACUUUGGUGUGACUCUAGAGAAAUGUGAACUGACCCGCUUCCACGCAAAGCUCCUCAAGCCCUCCUUCUCACUGACAGAAGUCCUGGUGAAAUUAGGAAUCCCAAUGAAAGCCCAUCUGGACGUGUUAAUAUACCGGACCAGAGUGACACCCCUGGUUCUACUCACAUACAUUGUGCCACGGGAUGCUUCCAUGAUUCAGGCCGUUAAAGAGGAUUUAUGCAGGAACCAAGAUGCAAAGGAGAUCAUAACACAUCGACCGAACAUCUCCAUUUGGAUGUGUACUGAGUUUAUCCUAAAAGCAUCCCUCUGUGAUGCUAAGAUCUCCCCAUCAGCGAUCACCCUUAAAUACGUCAAACCUCCAGAGUUUUUCAAAGUUGUCAUUAAAAACGCAGAGGACUCUUUUGAUUUGGAGAUACUCAGUGAGGGUAAAUCCAUAUGGAAAGCGACAUUGGAACGCUUUGAAUAUGGUGACACGGGAGAAAUGGCACACAGUUUUGAAAAUCCCCUAGCAGCAUCUAGACAUUCCCAAGAAGGGAUCCACAGAACUGAUGAGGAAGAAGGGAAAAUGGCCUCCAUGUCACACAAAGCAUCCAGACAUUCCCGAGAAGUGAUCCCCAGAGAGGCGGCUUACACAAGCAGAGAAGGGAUCCACAGAACUGAUGAGGAAGAAGGGAAAAUGGCCACCAUGUCACACAAAGAUCGACUGUACCAUAUUCGGCCUGAUCUCAUCGAGAGGACAUCAGAAGGCGUACUAAAAGGUCUGGUUCUGAGGCUUGAAUCCCAUCAGCCUCCUGUGUUGAACAGGAUGGAAGCACAAGUCAUCCUGCAGAGGACCAGCGUGGUGCAUGAGCAGGUGACCUCCCUCAUCGACAUGGUGCUUAAAAAGGGAGACACAACAUGUGGCAUCAUGCUCUCCCUCCUUAAAGACCUGGACUAUUACUUUUAUCAAGACCUUAUCAAGAAAACACUGAACCUUUCUUAAGACCUAUAGGAACCUUCUCAUACCGUUGGUGGGCAAUAUGUGCAAAUGGACUACUUAUUAAGAAAACACAUGCAAAUCAACAAUACACAAAACCUCCAUUCUAUUGGUCUCUAAUGUAAAUCCACAAACUGUCAAAACACAAACUGUACCUGGAAUGCUACUUUGACAUUUUGAAAAAUGUUAUACACAAUUUGAUAAAGCCGUCCUGGUGAUGUCUGUGGUGAAAACAACUAAAUAACUUUUUAGUUUCCUUCAAUUUGUAAGGUGCCCCCUGCAGCUGAGAGAGGAGGCUGCAUCAUAGCAUGACUUCACUGUACAGAAUAUGACUGCUCAGAAAGUAUCAGAAGAUGGAUAUACAUUUAGUAGUAGACUAUUGAUGUAAAUAAAAUAAAUGUAAAACUAGCCUGUUGUGGAGUUGAUACAUCACAUUUAUGGAUGGAUAUAUAUU